This is a messenger RNA of Linum trigynum, 1538 nucleotides long. NCBI's taxonomy places the organism in Eukaryota, Viridiplantae, Streptophyta, Magnoliopsida, Malpighiales, Linaceae. The record is from the annotation of a GenBank genome assembly.
UUGGAGGAUCAAGCAGUACUAUAUUGUUUUAGAUCGAGAUCAAUUGUAGGCAUAAAUUACUUAACAAUGCCAAAACAAAUGUCGCUGUGGUUCGAGUCACGGCUCGCGACGUUAUCUUCUCUCUUGUUACUUAUUUUUCUCGUUCAUCCUCAUUCCUGCAAAGCUGUCGAUCUCAAACCGUGUGGAUUCCAAGCGAUCUACAAUUUCGGCGACUCCCUUUCAGACACGGGCAACGCCAUGGCAGAACACCCAAGCCCUCACGCUUGGCAUUAUCCAUUGGGCAUGACGAUCGGCAGAGCCACCGGCAGAGCCUGCGACGGACUACUCAUUAUCGAUCAUAUCGCUGAAGCAACGGGGCUUCCUUUUUGUAAUCCAUACUUAAACAAGAGCUUAGAUCACUCCAAGGGUGCGAAUUUUGCCGUCGGUGGCACCGGCUUGCUCUCGAAAGAAGAACGAGCGGAAUGGAAUGUCAAUUUCGUAUGGUCCAAUGACUCUCUUGACGUACAACUCCGAUGGUUUGAUCAACAUCUAAACGACAACUUCAAGGACGAAAAAGCUCGCCGAGAUCAUUUGAAGUCGUCUCUAUUCGUCAUCGGCGGCGGCGGCAAUGAUUAUGGCGCCAUGGGCGGUUCACCUCUAUAUGAUAAACUUCCAUAUAUAGAGCAAAAGAAACUCAUAAUGCCUGUCGUCGUCGGAGCCCUAGUUGACGCUGUCAAGAAAUUUAUAAGCUACGGUGCAAACAAAGUGAUAGCAACCGGAGUGUACCAAGGUGGAUGCAUAGGCGGAUGCAAAGUGACGGACAAAGGCCUCCAUUGUUGGGAGCCGACCAACGAAUUUCACAAGCUUCACAAUGAGUUCCUGCAGCGGAAGCUCCAGGAACUGGGGAAAGAAUACCCCGAUGCUCGAUUCGCCUAUGGAGAUGUCUGGGGCGGCGCGCAGUGGAUCUGGGACCGUUAUCAAUCUCUUGGGUUCGUUUAUCCGCAAAAGGCUUGUUGUGGGGAUAAAGAUCACAUGUAUUGUGGCAUGGACGGGACUCCGUGGUGCAGUAAUCCAAACGAGCACGUGUUUUGGGACUGUCCUGGGCAUUUUACGGAUAAGUCUUACCGAUACAUGUAUCAGCAGAUGAUUCCACGGAUUGUGGAGGAACUUCAGUGCGACGACAAGAAGAAUGAAUUGUAGAACAUUAGCAUACGUAGUAGUAGAGGAAAGGCCCAUCGAUCGAGGGAGAUAUAUGAUGUUAUGUAACCUUCUGCGAGUCUGCGAUCGGUUGCUAGUUUCAGCACCACAUUAAUAAUAAUCCAGACAAAUUAUUGAGAAUUAUUAGCUUCUUGAACAAUUACUAGGAAUCUAGUAGGGGUGUGCAACGGUUCGGUUCGGACCGGACCAAACUCAUGAGAACCGCGGUCCAUUAGUGAAAGACAUGUUAUGACCAAGGAUCGGACCAUUCUUGCAUUUGAUCCAUUUGGUCCGGUUCGGUCCGGUCCAAAUAUGAGCUCGGUCCACCAUUUCUUCAGUAAUUAUAAAAUUCAUGAGGACCA